CGUGUCUCUCAGGAAGUGAAGCGGCUGAGAGGACAGCGAUAUGGCACCUCCAGUCCCCGGCCCGGCCUCCGGCGGCUCCGGAGAGGUAGACGAGUUGUUCGACGUGAAGAACGCCUUCUAUAUCGGCAGCUACCAGCAGUGUAUCAACGAGGCGCAGCGGGUGAAGCUGUCAAGUCCAGAGAGGGAUGUGGAAAGGGAUGUUUUCCUGUACAGAGCAUACCUUGCUCAGAGGAAGUACGGCGUGGUCCUGGAUGAGAUCAAGCCCUCCUCGGCCCCCGAGCUCCAGGCCGUGCGCAUGUUUGCUGAAUACCUUGCCAGCGAGAGUCGCAGGGACUCUAUUGUGGCUGAACUAGACCGGGAGAUGAGCAGGAGUGUGGACGUGACCAAUACCACCUUCCUGCUCAUGGCUGCCUCGGUGUACUUCCACGACCAGAACCCAGAUGCAGCUCUGCGCACCCUGCACCAGGGGGACAGCCUGGAAUGCAUGGCCAUGACAGUACAGAUCCUGCUGAAGCUGGACCGCCUGGACCUUGCCCGGAAGGAGCUGAAGAGAAUGCAGGACCAGGAUGAGGAUGCCACCCUCACCCAGCUGGCCACCGCCUGGGUCAACCUGGCUGUGGGUGGCGAGAAGCUGCAGGAUGCCUACUACAUCUUCCAGGAACUGGCGGAUAAGUGCUCAUCUACCCUGCUUCUGCUCAAUGGACAGGCGGCCUGCCACAUGGCCCAGGGCCGGUGGGAGGCAGCUGAGGGUGUCCUGCAGGAAGCACUGGACAAGGACAGCAGCCAUCCAGAGACGCUGGUCAACCUCGUGGUCCUGUCUCAGCACCUGGGCAAACCCCCUGAGGUGACCAAUCGCUACCUGUCACAGCUAAAGGAUGCCCACAGGUCUCACCCCUUCAUCAAGGAGUAUCAGACCAAGGAGAAUGACUUUGACCGCCUGGUGCUGCAGUACGCUCCCAGUGCCUGAGGCCAUCCCCAGAUCAAGUCCUGGACACGGAGACGCAAUGCUGGGGACCGUGCUGUCCUCCUGGAUGGCACCUGCUCCUCAUCCCCUCUUUGGGCCGGAGGUCUGGCCCCUGCAUCCCUUACCUGCCAAUAAACGCCUUUACUCUA
Messenger RNA from Sciurus carolinensis (gray squirrel), 1113 nucleotides. RefSeq names its product COPI coat complex subunit epsilon (gene Cope). The coding region runs from base 41 to 967 and encodes 308 amino acids. Gene Ontology annotation, molecular function: structural molecule activity; protein binding. Gene Ontology annotation, cellular component: COPI vesicle coat. The record is from RefSeq and is a predicted model, not a curated record. Lineage: Eukaryota; Metazoa; Chordata; Mammalia; Rodentia; Sciuridae. The transcript is spliced from 10 exons. Gene Ontology annotation, biological process: endoplasmic reticulum to Golgi vesicle-mediated transport; intra-Golgi vesicle-mediated transport; retrograde vesicle-mediated transport, Golgi to endoplasmic reticulum.